AUGCGACUUGAGCGGCUUCACCAACUUGAUCACAGUGAUCCUACCCACCUCUGGCUGCUCCACAUACUCUUCUUGGACAGCAUCCGGGAUGACUGCAGGGCGUUCCAAGAGGAGUGGAACCAUCAUCCCAUCUCAGGGGAGGGUCACGAUCAAACACCCCUGGACAUGAGGUUUCUUGGUCAGCUGGAGCAUGGAGUCUAUGAUGAUGGGUAUGAAGAUGUCCAUCCCGAUGUCUUGAACCGCUAUUACGGUGCGGACUCUACCCAUGAGAGGCUUCAUCCUGGCCAGACUGGUGCAGGCCAUUCGGACUCUGAAGAUGAAGGCGAAGCUCUGGAGGACCUCAUUGCUGCAGACCAGGAACGGCACGUCCGACAUGACCCUAUCCCAGUUCCAAAGACAUCCAGCCCUUUCCCGGCCGACUUGACUGCUGACUUCCUCAAAGCACUGGAUGAAUUACUGGCUACAGACAUUGUGCCUACCGGUCUAGGUCUACGAAAUGACGAGUGGCCUGAAGGGGGUUACCCUGAGGCAGAGGCCAUCAGAAGCGGGAGGAAGUACGUAGACAUCGGUCUCCCAUUCAAUACAUGGUGGCCCAGGGCAGUGGUGUGGGGGAAGGCAUUGACGCUCUUGUCUCAUUUUCAGGCCAUUUAUGAGGAAGCAGCAGGCAUAUCAGGGUCUGACAGUGGGAGUAGCGAGUAA
Molecule: messenger RNA, 699 nt
Organism: Gloeophyllum trabeum ATCC 11539
Lineage: Eukaryota; Fungi; Basidiomycota; Agaricomycetes; Gloeophyllales; Gloeophyllaceae
Exons: 2
Coding region: 1-699 (232 amino acids)
Source: RefSeq, a predicted model, not a curated record